AUCGGUAUCGUCCUCCGCAUCGCUGUGAUCUCGCUGGCCAGCUUCCGGUGCCUAUAAGACGCGCCAUGGCGACUGAGACACGGCCCACUUGAGCACUCGCUGAAGAGGACGACGGUUACUCUCCGCUGGUCGCUGCUGACACACACGAAAUCAACAUGAACGCCUGGGUCCUCAUCGCCGCCUGCUGCGUGAUCAGCGGCGCACGCGGCCAGUACACUCCCGUGCGUGGCCACUACGGCGCGGCGCUGGCGUUCGCGCCCGGGGCCGGGUUCGCGGCUGGCGCGAACCCGUACGCCGCAAACCCGUUCGCUGCCAGCGCAGCAGCGGCCGCACUGGGCGCGGGCGGCGGCGCCACGCAGCUGACGCUGGCCCCGCCAGCGGCUCUGUUCGGACACGGCCACCACCAGCAGCAAUUCGCGGCGGCGCCUGGCUUUUCAACGGGCGCUGGCUAUGGUCUUCUGGGCGCUGGAUACGGCGCCCAGGCGCCACCUUCGCUGAUCGUCAGCCCCGUGCUGCACCAGGACGGCGUGGCGGGUCUCGUGCCCGCCGGCUCGCCGAACUACGCCCGGUCCACCGUGACGCACUACGGUGGCGGCGGCAGCUCCCAGGUCACGCGGUACCAACCCACGACCUACACGGCGGGCGGCACGUCGUCCGCCGGCGCUACUGCGUCCAGGACCCAGUACCAGCCGGCACAGCAGCUGACGGCCUCGCCCGGUUCGACAAGCGCGCUGUACCGCGAGCCUAAGGCGCUGCCUUCUCUCAGCUCCCUGCACCAACUGCAGUCGGGCGCCGCUCCGGCUGGCGCUACGGUCACGGUGCAGGAGGUCGGCCAGACGCAGCUGGGCGCCCUCCACGGCUACGGCGGUGCACCGGCGGGUCUCUUCUCCGGAUACGGCGCCGCGGCUGCGCCCAGGACGGCCAGCUACGGAUACGGAGCCGGCCUGAGGGCUUACUAGCGAUGCAAUCCGCCUUUGCCAAAGAGACGUGAAGAGGACUGUUUACAGCAGUUAUUUAUUGACCAUGGGCAGAGAAUGCGCUGACCAGCACCACCUCACAUCGACAUUUGGACACAGUUGCGUGUGAAAGCCGUCGCUCUGCUGCUGCUGCCGCUGCUGCGUAACCGUGAUACUGUGAAAAGAAAAAAAAAGACAUUAAACCUGACAUUCUCACGACA
This is a messenger RNA of Dermacentor andersoni, 1177 nucleotides long. RefSeq lists its product as uncharacterized. The record is from RefSeq and is a predicted model, not a curated record. Lineage: Eukaryota; Metazoa; Arthropoda; Arachnida; Ixodida; Ixodidae.